AUGGCACGGAUAAAGAAGAAGGGACAGGCCGGUGCGGCCAAGAACUUCGUGACGCGAAACCAGGCGAUCCGGAAACUGCAGCUCAGCCUCCCCGAUUUCCGAAAACUUUGCAUUUGGAAAGGCAUCUAUCCCCGAGAGCCUCGCAGCAAGAAGAAGGUUUCCAAGUCGUCCACUGCCUCGACCACCUUUUACUACACCAAGGACAUUCAGUAUCUUCUUCAUGAGCCGCUGGUGCAAAAGUUCCGCGACCACAAGGUUCUGGAGAAGAAGAUUUCAAGAGCAUUGGGCCGAGGAGAUGUCAGCGAUGCCGCUCGGCUCGAGGGCAAUGCAAGCCGACCAGACAAGACCGGAAAGCCGACCUACACUCUGGAUCAUGUUGUCCGCGAGCGCUACCCGACGUUUGUCGACGCAUUGAGGGAUCUGGAUGACUGUCUCUCCAUGCUCUUCCUCUUUGCGAACCUGCCCUCGACCUCCAUGGUGCCCGCCAAGAUGAUUGCCCGCUGCGAGCGAUUGUGCCUCGAGUUCCAGCACUAUCUCAUUGUGUCCAAGAGCCUCACAAAGUCCUUCUUGUCUAUCAAGGGUAUCUACUACCAGGCAAACAUCCAGGGCGAGGAGGUCCUGUGGCUGGUUCCGUACAAGUUCAACCAGAGAAUCGUCGGUGAUGUCGACUUCCGCAUCAUGGGAACCUUUGUCGAGUUCUACAUGACACUUCUCGGCUUUGUCAACUUUAGGCUUUAUACCUCAAUUGGCCUCAAGUACCCGCCCAAGUUUGAUGCUGUCAAGGAUGAGGAUGCUGCCGAGCUGGGCGCCUUUACCCUGGAGGGCAAGACCCUGGUUGGCGGCGAAGAGCAGAGCAAGCUGGAGGAUGUCGCUCACAAGCCAGACCCCAAGGUCCAAGCUGCUGUUAACAAAGUUCUCAAGAACAUGGCAAACGGAGGAGCGAAUGGAGCCGCUACUGACGAUACCUCAAUGGCAGACACCCAGGAGGCAGAUGAAGACGCUGCUGGUGCCAUUGACAAGUUCGAGCCCGCUGCCCCUGGCGGCGACAUCCUCCCCCAGCCAUCAUACACUGGCACUAGCCCCAACACCCUCUUUUCAAACUUCACAAUUUACCUGUCCCGUGAGACUCCCCGCCAGCCCCUCGAGUUCAUCCUCAAGUCCUUCGGCUGCAAGCGUGUCGGCUGGGACGCCGUCCUCGGUGGUGGCGCUUUCACAACUGAUGAGCUUGACCCAUCAAUCACUCACCAGAUCGUCGACCGACCCCCGAUACAAGCCUCAAUGAAUGAGGAAGGCGAUGGCGAGGAUAACCAGACGGCGCAAAAGCUGGCAGCCAACAGACGUGUACCGGGCCGGAUAUACAUCCAGCCUCAGUGGGUCUGGGAUUCUGUCAACGAUGGUGAGCUCAAAGAGCCCCAUGUGUAUGCGCCAGGCGCAUCGCUGCCCCCGCAUCUGAGUCCCUUUGUCAGAAAGGUACAGGGAGCCUAUGACCCCACGAUGUCUCUUGAGGAGCAGGAGCCUGAGGCCGAAGCCCUCGAGGCUGGUGACGAUGAUGAAGAUGUUGAUGCGGAUGAGACUGUAGAGGGCAUGGAUGUUGCAGAGGAUGACGAAGAUGAAGAUGAGGACGAGGCCGAGGCCGACGAAGAUGAAGCCGAGGAGGAAGAGGAUGAAGCCGAGGAGGAAGAGGACGCAGACGAGGCUCUGCAGCGACAGAUUGAGCUUGAAGCCGAGAUGUCUGGCAAGACAGUCAAAUCAAAGGCUGCCAACCCGAAGACCAAGGCCAAGGAGGACGCACGAAAGGCCCUUGCAAAGAAGGCCCGUGAAGAGGCCGAAGACUUGGAUCGAGCCAAGGGAAUGCUGAGCAAGAAAAAGAGAAAGCUGUUUGAGCAGAUGCAGUACACAAACAACAAGAAGAGCGCAGAGGAUGCCAAGCUGCGGUCCAAGAGGAGAAAGCUGGAAAAGGAAAAGGCCAACGGCAAGGCUAAACUCAUUCAUGUCAAGAAGCAGCCGCCUGUCGAUGGUGAGGUGACUGCCGGCCAAGGCAUGGAUCGAAGCUCUCCCGAGUGGGAUCUCGACAGCGACGAGAUCGCAUCCGUCACAUCCCAAGAUCUACACGAGAACCGACCAAACCGAUGGACAGGAACUCGGAGAACAUGGCAGCGCUUGACUGCGGAGGAACGGCGGCUCUGGCAAUCGAUGGAGGCUGUCGAAGGUCAAGAUCUGGCGAUUCACUUGUUUAACGCACAUGCGCUCAAGAGGCGAGGCAAAGAUUCUCGAACUGCGCAGGAUGUUACGGUUACCUUGGAAAACGGAGAGCAGGGCAUAUGGGCGCCUCCUCGAGUUUGGACAGCGUGGCCGUUGAACGAAAGUCGGGUCCCGCAGCAGAAGCACAUCCGGGGAGAGGAUGACGAUGGGUAUGGAAAGUUUACAUUUCGCAAGGCGGAGCGACGGAUGCCUAGCUCUGAGUUGCAUGAGGAGCUGGGAGCGACGAUAUUAAGGCUGGCUGGAGAGCGUUUUCACAGGAGCAAAGCUAGAGAGCAGAGGAAAACUGUGCUUGCAUCUAUUGAAGCAGAUGUGACGUCUUUGAAUCAAGGCGAAUCUCAGAGACAAGGCCAAGACACACCCGGCGUAUCGGAUCCAUCUUCCGAGGAUGAGAAAAUGAUGAUUGACGAUGAAGGAGGCAAGGAUGAGGCAGCACUACCAAAAAGAAGAAAGGGAGAGAUACUGAGGGCAAAGGAGCCUGUUAUGUCUUCCAACGACGAUUUAUCUUACGAAAUCAUUCGGCCAUCUGUCCGACACAUACUUUCACAGCUGGACUCGACCUUGCAGAUCCUCCACAAUGCCCGCAUCGCCACCACAAAUUACGCAUCCGAUUCUUCAGCAACCUCCGACUCGGAAUCUGAUGCCCAUUCCGGCCCCAAGCGUGGACGUGGUCGCCCUCGCAGCACUCAGCUCACAGGGACGGAAACUUCGCCUCGUCCAGAUGGCGCCGUCGCACCGAAGGCCAGCAAAAGAGGCCGUCCACGAAAGGUCCACAUCCCUCACGAAGGCGAGACGCAUGAAGAAAUGCUCCUUCGCAUUGCACGCCAAUCCCACAGAAGACUCCCGACAUUAGCGCACGACAGAGACGCAGCAUUCGAGGAAUGGCUUCGCCAGGGUGACGAGAGGCUGGCGCGCGAAGAGGCCCUCCUUAGAGAGGAGGAAGAGCUGGGCAUCGGGCCGCAAGACAGCGCCCAGGAGAGACGGCUUCGAAGGCUCGGCCUCCGCGACUGGAGCGACGUGGUCGGCGCCGCCGCCCUGGCAGGCUUCUCGCCUCAGGUCAUUGCCCGGACGGCAAAGCGAUGCGCUAAUCUAUUUGGUCAAGGCAUGGUGAUGAGGCGUCUAGAUGAGGCGCCUGCUUCCAGAGCACCGGCUUUUCACACAAUGGAGUACCGGCCGGAGAAGAUCAAGCUCGGCUCGGACGAAGAGUCCGAUUCAGACAGCCAAGCGGGUGCCGUCACUGCUGCUUCGUCCCGCAACAACACGCUCUCUCGCCAGGCGUCGCUGGCCCGCCUCUCGAGCCGCGGCCGUAGUUCGUCCCCUUUCCGCGGCCGCUCCUCGCCUCACUCGGCGUCCUCCGCCUUUGGCACGCCCAGGAACGGCACGCCUUGGAAUCGCUCGCAGUCAAAAUCUCGAUCGAGGUCCCGCUCCUCGGCAGGCUUCCACCUUUGCCCGGUCCCGACGUGCGAGCGCUCGGCGACGGGCUUCGCGAGGAGGCAGAAUCUGCGGCGGCAUAUGCAGCUUGUGCAUCCUGGACGGGGGGACGACGACGAGGAGUGGGAUAGUGAGGACGAGAUGUUCGGCGCGGUGCAUGUGGAUGGCUUCUUGAAGCCGAUUAAUCCUGCUAGGGGAUGGAGGGAGAGCGUGGCAGCGAACUCAUUGGUGAUUAGGAAAAGAGGGCGAGAGAGGCGGAUGGGAGAAGAUGAGGACGACGACGAUGAUUAUAAUAGGGGGUCGCGAUCAUGA
Messenger RNA from Trichoderma aggressivum f. europaeum, 4002 nucleotides. RefSeq lists its product as uncharacterized. Gene Ontology annotation, molecular function: RNA binding. The record is from RefSeq and is a predicted model, not a curated record. Gene Ontology annotation, biological process: ribosome biogenesis; maturation of LSU-rRNA from tricistronic rRNA transcript (SSU-rRNA, 5.8S rRNA, LSU-rRNA). NCBI's taxonomy places the organism in Eukaryota, Fungi, Ascomycota, Sordariomycetes, Hypocreales, Hypocreaceae. Bases 1 to 4002 code for a protein of 1333 amino acids. The transcript has 3 exons. Gene Ontology annotation, cellular component: PeBoW complex; nucleolus.